UAGAAGUAGAAGAAUUUCCCUUCAGUGCAGUAAAUUCCUUGGUCCCUUUGAGCCAAUACUCACAUGACACGAUGUACAUAUAAUCAUCAUUGUGCCAAAACAUCUAUCUCAUAAUACUAAAUUCACCAUUAAUACCAUUCAUGGUGGUAAAAAGAAAUGGAUCAAGACAUUCUAAUUUGGAACUAGUCUAUAGUACAAACAAUAUUCAUAAACGUGAAAGUUUUCAUACUUCAAUUUUUUCCAUUUUUCUUUUGGCUUUAGAUGGAUAAUGAAGUACCGAGAGUCGAGGUGAAGAAGAUGAAGACGAUCCGAAGAGAUACUGCAGCUGUAUGUGCAAUAGCCCUGCGUAUAACAGGGUCUCUAAUCAACAUGGUCCUGCUCUUAUGGACCAUUCACUCAGGGAUUGAAAUUGCUACUGAAACUGAAGCAUAUAUGGAUUAUGAAUAUAGCCAGUGGGCUUUCCAUGUUGGAGUUGUGACCAUGUUCUUUGGUUUCUUGAUUUUGGCUCUUGGAAUUCCCAUUCUAGCAGACUUGUUUCUAAAAUUGACAGAACAGUUGCAGCAACAAGAGGAGGAAAAUGGCACUCAUCAAGAUGGUUAGUGAAGGAGCGGGGGACGAGGUGAAGAUGAUGAUCCAAAAAGAAAAUACCACAUAUGUACGUGCAAUCACCCUGCGUGUAACCGGGUCUCUAAUCACCAAUGUCCUGCUAAUGUGGAGCAUUCAAUAUGGACUUGAACUUGCUACGCAAACUGAAACAUAUAUUGGUGAAGAGUGCAAUUUCAAUGCUGGAAUUAUAACCAUGGUCCUUGGUUUCGUCCUUAUAUUUGUUGAAAUUCACAUUCUUGUAACCAUGUAUCUAGAAUUUGCAACAGAACAGUGGCAGGAACAAGAGGAGGAAAAUCACCAAGCAGGAAUGUAUCUAGAAUUGGCAGAAAAUUUGGAGCAACAAGAGGACUUAGAGCAGGAAAAUGACACUUAUCAAGAAAGGGAGAUGACAAUCCGUGAAGUUAUUGUCUGUCUUUUUGUGGACGUGAUCAUACUCUUCAUGCUAUUGUGGAUCAUUUUCACUGCACUUGGACUUACAUUGGAACCUAUAGGAGACGGCCAAUACUCUAUACACCAUUACCUAAUAAAAAGCGUGGUUGGAAAUGUCACAGCGCUCAUCGGUUUCUGCUAUUUUGCGUUUGGGGUGGGAAUAGCAGUAGAACUGUCUAGCAUGUUGCAGCCGAAAGAGAAAAAGGGAAGCAGCGUUCAUGAAGAACACAACACAAAUCUUGAGUGUCUUGUUUGAUAUUUCUCAGGAAAAAGUUUGACAUUACAAAUUUG
This is a messenger RNA of Quercus lobata, 1326 nucleotides long. RefSeq lists its product as uncharacterized. The transcript is spliced from 4 exons. The coding region runs from base 578 to 1291 and encodes 237 amino acids. The record is from RefSeq and is a predicted model, not a curated record. Lineage: Eukaryota; Viridiplantae; Streptophyta; Magnoliopsida; Fagales; Fagaceae.